AUGACUUUCAACACAAGGAUAAUCCAAUGGAACAAGCUGCUAAUGUCGCCACUGGGCCUCUGGCCUGAGAAUUUCUCUAACUUACGUUUUUAUAUUAACUUCCUCUACAUGGGCUAUUUCGUAUCCUUAGAGUAUCUGGAUUUGUGGGUUUUUAUCGAAGACUUCGAUCGCGUUCUCCUUAAUGUCGUGGAGAACGCGGCUUUCACGCAAAUUAUGUUACGAAUGUACAUACUUUAUAGCUAUAACCGCAGCAUCGGCGCACUGUUCAAUGAAAUCAACGACGAUCUUAUCUCGAAGGAAUACACUAACGAAGAGAGAAAAAUUUUCAUCACUUAUCAAGUGAAAUCUGUUAUCUUUAUAAAAUUAUUGGUUAUCAGUACUGCACUUACCGCCACGUCUCAUUACGCUAAUCCAUUUAUAGGACAAAUUAGUGAAAUUGUAGAAUAUGCAGGAUCAAGCAGCGAGAAUUCGUCCAUCGUCUUUAGGAUGCCGUAUUGCUUUUAUCAGUUUUACGAAAUAAAGGACGUGUCGACGUACUUCUGGACGUACGGCACGCAACUGCCGUUCGUCUUUGUCAGCGCAUUCGGCCAGUGCUCGUCAGACUGCUUGAUGGUCACAAUGGUCUAUCACAUUUCCGGCCAAAUGGCCGUUCUCGCGCUUCGAAUCACAAACAUCGAUACCGAUCCCAAGCGCUGCACGAUCGAGCUCCAAAAGGCCUUUAGGUUGCACAUAAGGCUGCUCCGAAUGGGCAAAGACGUACAGGAAAUAUUCAGCGUGAUCCUAAUUGGACAAAUUAUAUCUUCCUUAUUGCUUGUCUGUACUUUGGGAUAUCAAAUUUUAUUAAACCUAAUGAUUGGAGACAAUUUUGGUUUAUCAUCAUUGAUUGUAUUCAUCUUCCUAGUAUUCCUGAUACUCUACACUCACUGUACAAUUGGCGAAAACCUGAUAAUCGAGAGCAAUCGUGUGGCCGAGGCUUAUUACAACUGCAACUGGUAUCAAAUGUCUAAUGAAAAUGCAAAAAUGAUUUUAUUAUGCAUCCAUCGUGCACAGAAACCGAUGCAACUCUCUGCUGGACAAUUCAAAACGUUUUGUCUUAUGACUUACACCGAUACUAUCAAAACUUCCUUGGGAUACUUGUCAGUUUUAAGAAAGACGCUAUAG
Ceratosolen solmsi marchali is the source of this 1161-nucleotide messenger RNA. RefSeq names its product odorant receptor 94a-like. Bases 1 to 1161 code for a protein of 386 amino acids. NCBI's taxonomy places the organism in Eukaryota, Metazoa, Arthropoda, Insecta, Hymenoptera, Agaonidae. Gene Ontology annotation, cellular component: plasma membrane. Gene Ontology annotation, biological process: sensory perception of smell; detection of chemical stimulus involved in sensory perception of smell. The transcript has 6 exons. Gene Ontology annotation, molecular function: odorant binding; olfactory receptor activity. The record is from RefSeq and is a predicted model, not a curated record.